Panonychus citri (citrus red mite) is the source of this 1306-nucleotide messenger RNA. Its product is annotated as cofilin/actin-depolymerizing factor homolog. NCBI's taxonomy places the organism in Eukaryota, Metazoa, Arthropoda, Arachnida, Trombidiformes, Tetranychidae. Gene Ontology annotation, molecular function: actin filament binding. The record is from RefSeq and is a predicted model, not a curated record. The transcript is spliced from 3 exons. Gene Ontology annotation, biological process: actin filament fragmentation; actin filament severing; cell motility. The coding region runs from base 240 to 689 and encodes 149 amino acids. Gene Ontology annotation, cellular component: actin cytoskeleton; actin cortical patch; cytoplasm.
CUUGUCUAUUUUCCUCAGGUAAUAAGUUUAAAUAUAAGUUCUCAACCUUUUUUUUUCUACUAUUAUUAUUAUUAGUGUUUAAACUAUUAUUAUUAUAAUUAUUUAGUAUUAUUUACCAUCAAUCGUUGGGAAGAAAAUUAAAUUGUACAUCAAUUUACCAUUGUAUCUUUUUUUCCUUCUUUUUCUUUUCUUUUUUCUUUUCUCUUUUACAUCCUUUGUAAAACCAUCAUCUUAACAUCAUGUCCUCUGGAGUAACUGUAUCCACGGAAGCUAAAACCGUUUAUGAAGAAGUGAAAAAAGAUAGGAAAUACCGAUUCAUAAUCUACCAUAUUAAGGAUGAAAGAGUGAUUGAUGUAGAAUCAACAGGACCUCGGGAUGCAACUUAUGCUGAUUUUCUAGAAGAGUUAAAUAAAUUCAAAACAGAAUGUCGAUACUGUGUAUUCGAUUUCCCGGCCAAUAUUCCUGUCGAGGGUUCGCAGGAUACAUCAAGUAUGAGUGUCAACAGACUCAUACUCAUGAGAUGGUGCCCAGAGGGAGCCAGAGUUAAACAAAAGAUGUUGUACUCAAGUAGUUACGAAGCUCUCAAAAGAGCACUAGUUGGAAUUUACAAAUACAUUCAAGCUUGUGAAUUCGAGGAGGCCAGUCAAGCAGCCAUUGAUGAUGCCUUCAGGAAGAGCGGAGGAAAAUAGUUCUACAAACGACACAAAGCAUAAGAAACCUUCCCCUUCUCCUUUUAAAACUUCUCUAUACCUUUUUUUCUCGUUCUCUCUUUAUCUAUCUCUCUAUCUCUCUCGCUCUUUUUCUCUUACAAAGCAAAAGCCCUCCUUAUGGAAUUUCUCUCUUAUCUUCUCUUUCUCUUACCAAAAUCCUGCUUUUCUUUCUCUUUCGCUCUAUCUCUCUCUCUCACACACACACACAUACACACAACAUACACUCUUCUCUCUUUAAACAAUUAAAAAUCAACACUAAUGGUUGAUCCAAGUAAAUUUUAAACUUUACUCAAAAGCUGUCAAAGUUGUACACGAAGAUCAAUAUAAAAUCAACCGGAAACAAAGAAAAGGAACAAAAAAAACUAAUUCUGAUUGUGACAGAACAAAAACCUUAAACCAAUCGGAGGAAAAUGUUCAUUUACAUCUAAUCAUCUUCACAAUUAACGAAAGAAAUUUACAGAGAACCGAAAAUUUCAUGGUUUAAAUUAACACCAAUUCUCCAAUUAACCCAAAUCCUCUCAACAAUUAUGCUGAUUUUUUCCUUCUCUCCAUGAUUGGGAUUCACAAUUAAACAACAAAAACCAUUUUAUUGUGAA